UGCGUCAGUUGUUAUCUGUUCGGGGCGCCGCCACCGCCGCCUCACGAGCCCGGUGCCCAGAAGCCCGGCCGCCCGCCCGCCCGCCACCCGCCGCCCGCCCCGCUUGCCCGGCCCGAUCACCGCGCCGCGCGCAUGGGGCACGCCCCCGGGGGGGCGGCCGAGGGCCGCUGAGCGCCGGGCCCGCCCCCGCCGAUGCUCCCAGCCGCCAGCGCCGGGGUUCCCAGGCCGCGCCGGGCCCGGGGCUGAGCCGCCCCCUGCGCCCGGCAUGCCCGGCCCGGCCCGCCGCCCGCCGCCGCCCAGGGCCCGAGCCCGCGCGGCGCAUACUCAGCCCGGCGGCGCCGCAUAGCCAAGGGAGCCCAGCCGCCGCGAGCCAGGCGCGGGGCGUCAAGGUCACCGGCCCGACGGGGCGCACGCACUGCCAUGGAGGCCAAGGUCCGCCCGAGCCGGCGCUCGCGCGCCCAGAGGGACCGUGGCCGGCGUCGGGAGGCCUCCCGCGACGCCCGCGCCCAGAGCCCGUCGUCGGGCGACGAGCCCGAGCCCAGCCCCGGCAAGGAGAACGCGGGCCUCCGCGGCGCGCCCCCCCGAGGCACCGCCCCCGCGCCCCGCGCCGCGCGCCCCCCGCGCCGCCGCCGCCGCGAGUCCAGCUCGCAGGAGGAGGAGGUCAUCGACGGGUUCGCCAUCGCCAGCUUCAGCACCCUGGAGGCCCUGGAGAAGGAUAUGGCCCUGAAGCCGCAUGAGCGGAAGGAGAAGUGGGAACGUCGCCUGGUCAAGAAGCCCCGGGAGUCGGAAAAGUGCCCUGCUGCGGAGCCCAGUGAGAACAGGCGGCCCCUGGAGGCCGGCAGCCCUGGGCAGGACCUGGAGCCCACCUGCGACGGAGCCAGGAAGGUGCUGCUGCAGGCCUCCAAGCAGAUGAAGGUCACCGUGUCCAAAGGGGGCGACCGGGACAGUGAUGAUGACAGCGUCCUCGAAGCCACCAGCUCCCGGUGGAGCAGCUCCCGAGACCCACUCAGCGAUAGCUCUGCGCAGGCGGUCUCGGGGAGAGGCUACUCCUGUGACAGCGAGAGCGGCCCGGAUGACAAGGCAUCAGUGGGCUCCGAGAAGCUCUUUGCCCCAGAAACCGAUAGAGCCCCAGCGCUUGAGAAGUCGGAGGCCAAGGCCGGGGCGGUGCCCAAGGUGUCUGGCCUGGAGCGCAGCCGUGAGCUCAGCGCCGAGUGCUUCCUGCCCGCGGCCAGCCCCGCGCCCCCUGCCGCGCCCUGCCCAGGGCCCCCUCCCGGCGCCCGCGCCAGCCCCCUGGUGAAGAAGGAGCCCCCCGCCCCUCCCCGCCACACCCCGCAGCCGCUGCCCGCGCCCCCGCAGCCCCGUGGUCCGCUCCCGACACACGUGCCUGCGUCCCUGGGCGCCUUCGCGGGCCACGGCCUCGGCCAGGCGGCUGCCAGCGGCCUGCACAGCUUCAGCAGGAGCAGCAGCGUGGGCAGCAACGCCCAUCUGGGCCUGGGGAAGCACGUGUCGCUGUCACCACACGGGCCGGGCCCCCACCUGUCUACCUCACACCUGGCGCUCCGGUCCCAGGGGCAGCACCAGCACCACGCGGCCAUGUUCGCCGCGCCCCCGACACUGCCCCCGCCCCCGGCGCUGCCGGCCAGCAGCCUGGUCCUCCCAGGACACCCGGCCGAUCACGAGCUGCUCAGGCAAGAGCUGAACACGCGGUUUCUGGUGCAGAGCGCCGAGCGGCCUGGCGCCUCCCUGGGCCCGGGGGCUCUGCUGCGGGCGGAGUUCCAUCAGCACCAGCACACACACGAGCACACGCACCAACACACACACCAGCACCAACACACAUUCGCCCCGUUCCCCGCGGGGCUGCCCCCGACGCCGCCCGCCGCACCCCCGCCGUUUGACAAGUAUGCGCCCAAGCUGGACAGCCCCUACUUCCGACAUUCCAGCGUGAGUUUCUUCCCGUCCUUCCCUCCUGCCAUCCCGGGACUGCCCACCCUGCUCCCACACCCCGGCCCCUUUGGGUCCCUGCAGGGCGCUUUUCAGCCCAAGGUGUCUGACCCGUACCGGGCGGUGGUCAGGGUGAGUGCGGUCGGGAAGGCCUGUGGCAGGGGCGGACCCUGGUGCUCCGGGGUGGCCUCGGGGCCCUGUGAGGGCAGGAGUCUGGGAAGACGUGGGCGGGGGUGGCAAGUGCCCGCUGACCGUGCCGUCCUAUUGCAGAAGCCCGGGAGGUGGUGCGCCGUGCACGUGCAGAUCGCCUGGCAGAUCUACCGCCACCAGCAGAAGAUGAAGCAGAUGCAGCUGGACCCCCACAAGCUGGAGGUGGGUGCAAAGCUGGACCUGUUUGGCAGACCCCCUGCCCCAGGCGUGUUUGCUGGGUUCCACUACCCGCAGGACCUGGCUCGGCCCCUCUUCCCCAGCACAGGUGCCACCCAUCCUGUCUCCAGCCCAUUUGGACCCUCAGCCCAUCCCAGCAGCUUCCUGCCCACUGGCCCCCUGACAGACCCUUUCAGCAGACCAAGUACCUUCGGGGGCCUCGGGAGCCUGAGCAGCCACGCCUUUGGGGGACUGGGCAGCCACGCACUGGCUCCCGGCGGCAGCAUCUUUGCCCCUAAGGAGGGCUCCUCUGUGCAUGGCCUGCCCAGCUCCCAUGACGCCUGGAACCGGCUGCACCGGGCACCGCCUUCCUUCCCUGCACCACCCCCGUGGCCCAAGUCUGUGGAUGCUGAGCGGGUGUCAGCCCUGACCAACCAUGACCGAGAGAUGGACAACGGCAAGGAGGAGCAGGAACGGGACCGGCUGGAGAAGACGCGCCUGCUGAGCCGGGCCUCGCCGGCGACCCCCACAGGCCACCCCGUCAGCGGCCUCCUGCUCCGCGGCCAGGGCGAGCUGUGCCGGGCUGGGGUCCCUGCGGAGCGCGAGGCCGAGCCCCGGGUCAAGGAGAGCCGCUCGCCCGCCAAGGAGGACGGCGCCAAGACGGCCACGCGCGCCUCGCCCCACAGCGACGUGAAGGUCAAGGAGGAGCGCGGGGAGGAGGAGGCGCCUGAGCCCGCGGGGGGCGCCUUGCACCCCGCACCCCUGCAGCUGGGCCUGGGCGCGGGCUUCGCGUGGGAGCCGCUGCGCGAGCCCUUCCGCGGCCUGGAGCUGCCCCGCCGGGCCUUCCCCGCCGCUUCCGCCGCUCCGGGCCCUGUCGCCCUGUUCGAGCCCCCGGAGCGCCCCUACCGCGACCGCGAGCCCCACGACUUCAGCCCGGAUCGCCUGCGGGCGCCGCCCCCCGCCCCCGCCCCCGCCCUGGACGCCGCGCUGCUGCCCCCGCUGGGCGCCCUGCACUUCCCACGCCUCGCGCCCGCCGCGCUGCACAACGGGCUCCUGGCGCGGACCCCACCUGCCGCCGCCGCGCUCGGCGCACCGCCCCCACUGGUGACCACGGCCGGGCCCCCCACGCCCCCCGGGCCGCCGCGGAGCCGGACUACCCCGCUGGGGGGCCUCGGGCCGGGCGAGGCGCGCGACUACUCGCCAUCCCGCAACCCCCCGGAGGUGGAGGCGCGGUAGUCCCGGGCCCUACCCGAGAACUCAAGCACAGCCCCCGCCAGCCCCGCCGCCCUCCCGGGGUCGGCCUUUCCGAGGGUGAGGUUUUGGUUUCCGAGUUUGGGAUUCGCCUCUUGGCAGAAAAAAUCGUGUUUGUACUUUUUCCCCGACAGAUGAGAAGGGUUUUUAAUGGAAUUUUUUUAAUGUAUUUUUCUUAAUUUUAUGCUCUUUAGACAUUUAAAAGAACCAAAAAGGAAACUUUGGCUUCUUCGUUUUCGGUUGGGAUUUGCAGUUUGAUGGCCUCAGAUCCUUCUCCAGAUCCCCAGGGUUUCUUUGUCUUAUUUAUGGAGAAAAACCGGUCACUUUGUCCAGCGCACUGUGAGGCCCCACUCAGGCCAGCCCUGGCCCCCUUGGUACUUGGAACCGAAGUUACAGAUCUAUAUUAAAAUAAUAAUAAUGUACAAA
This is a messenger RNA of Callithrix jacchus (white-tufted-ear marmoset), 3984 nucleotides long. The record is from RefSeq and is a predicted model, not a curated record. Lineage: Eukaryota; Metazoa; Chordata; Mammalia; Primates; Cebidae.